AUGAAUAGGGUCAACAUUAGUGUGGCCAUGACAGCGAUGGCUAAUAGUUCAUACAGUACUUCCUAUGAUGUCUCCAACUCGACUGAACUAUGUCCUGCUAGGUCGGAACAUGAUUACCAAGAAAACAUUAGGACAGGAGAGUUUCCAUGGGACGCACAUACACAGGAGCAGAUCUUAGCCGCGAUAUAUUAUGGCUUUCCAGUUCUGCAGGUACCUGCUGGUGUAUUAGCUGAUAAAUAUCCUGGAUCGUGCUACUGGUUGAUAGGUUUUGGGUAUCUAGGAUCGGCUAUAUUUCAACUGUUUAUCCCUUUAGCAGCUUAUAACGGAGGAGCUCCAGUCAUCAUAACACUGAGAAUACUUGCCGGUCUUUCCGAGAGUGGAACGUACCCCUGUCUAUAUUCUAUGAUGUCCCGUUGGGCUCCCCCGGCAGAUAGAAGCAAGUUACUCGCUAUCAUCUUUGCGGGUUCAUCAGUCGGCCAAAUCAUUGCCCAACCAAUCUCGGGUAUUCUCUCUGAUUCCGACAUCCUUGGUGGUUGGCAGUUCACCUUUUAUAUUUUUGGUUCCAUAGCAGUGCUUUGGUGUUUCUUAUGGUUUGCUGUGGUCCAUUCCUCGCCCAUGACACACCCACGAAUAUCAGAAGAAGAGAAGAAUUACAUCAUAUCUGAACUCGGACUUGAAGAUAAGCCACCAAAGAAAUAUCCAUGGAAGCGUUUUAUUACGUCACUUCCUUUGUUGGCUGUGAUUGGUGCAGACUUCGCUCUUAUGUGGGUCCUCUACUCACUGACAUCUAACCUGCCUAUAUUCUUAAAAGAAGCUCUCCGAUUUGACAUUUCUCAGGCAGGCUUUUUGUCAUCAGUGCCACAUAUCGUCUUCUUUAUCUUCAUCAUUGGUGGUGGAAUAUUCGCAGACUUCCUUCUCACUCACACCAACUUCAGCUUGACCACCGUAAGGAAAUUGAUGACAACAUUGGGUAUUUUACCAUCGGGCAUUUUCCUCGUCCUGGCGGGCUAUGUAGGAUGCAAUGCAACUCUCGCCAUCACAUUCAUUUCACUGGGGCUGGCCUGUACUGGUUUGGCUUACUCUGGAUCGAGUCUCACUAUGAUGGAGUUUGCCACGCCCUAUGCAGGAAUGGUUGUUGCUAUAUCCAACUCAAUUGCAACAUUCACUGGUUUUAUUUCACCAGCGGUUGUUGCGGUCUACACAGAGAACCAGGCCGAUAUAGCGGGAUGGAGGUCAUUUUUCUGGGUGACAUUUUACAUUGCUGUUGCAGCAUGGUUUCUCUUCAUGGUCUUUGGGACUUCAGAACUGCAAUCAUGGGCAAAAUGUGAUCAAGCAGAGAAACUUAACAGUGAUCACCAAGAGACCAAGUAUGGAGGAAUAGUUGAUACUGAGAUAGCUUGUAAAACCGACAGAAAUGUGUUGCUACCCACUGACGACACCUGA
Lytechinus pictus (painted urchin) is the source of this 1443-nucleotide messenger RNA. RefSeq names its product sialin-like. The record is from RefSeq and is a predicted model, not a curated record. Gene Ontology annotation, cellular component: membrane. Gene Ontology annotation, molecular function: transmembrane transporter activity. The transcript is spliced from 9 exons. NCBI's taxonomy places the organism in Eukaryota, Metazoa, Echinodermata, Echinoidea, Temnopleuroida, Toxopneustidae. Gene Ontology annotation, biological process: monoatomic anion transport; transmembrane transport. The coding region runs from base 1 to 1443 and encodes 480 amino acids.